AUGGAGUCAGCGAAUCGAAAUUUAAUCAAGUUUUGAAUGAGGAGCUGGAUCAAAUUAUGAAGGCUUACAAGCACCACCAGAAGGUUGAUGAGCUUCCAAAAUUUACUGUGAUUGUGGCUCAAAAGAACCAUAAUACAAAGCUAUUCCAAGCUGGUUCUCCCCAGUAUAAUUAAUGUUCCACCAGGUCUUCCACCUUCUGAUUUUCAUUUCACUUUGAUCAUUGAACCAUAAUACAAAGCUAUUCCAAGCUGGUUCUCCCCAGUAUAAUGUACCACCAGGAAUAGUUGUGGACACAAAUAUUGUGCAUCCAAGGAAUUAUGAUUUCUAUAUGUGUGCUCACAAAGGCUCCAUUGGAACUUCUAGGCCAGCACACUAUCAUGUCUUGCUCGAUGAGAUUGGCUUUUCUGCCAAUGAACUGCAAAACCUGAUCCACUCUCUUUCCUAUGUGUACCACCAGAGGAGUACAACUGCAGUCUCAAUUGCACAAGUAAUGCAGUUUAUGAAGUUUGAAGAUCUCUCGGAAACUUCAUCAUCAGGAAGGGUCAGUGUCACUACAUCAGAGAGUAUCCCAGUGCCUGAGCUCCCUAGGCUUCAUGAGAAGGUCCGCGGUUCCAUGUUCUUCUGUUUAUCAGAUUGCCGCUGCUUCAUCUAGCACUGUUUAGGAUUUCUGCCCCAAACUUAGCAGACCUCUUGGUCUGGUUAAUUUCGAGUAUCUAUAUUCUUGACUCUUUAAGCUAAGUGGGGUUUAUAGGUUUAUGCAUUAUGAUAUGGACCUGCAUGGUCUUGGAAUCAUCAUUCUACAUGUCUAUCUCAUUUCUUGUUAUUUUUCUGAAAGGUACCAGGUGACAUUUUGUUCAUGCUUUAAUAUAAUAAA
Molecule: messenger RNA, 874 nt
Organism: Rosa rugosa (rugosa rose)
Lineage: Eukaryota; Viridiplantae; Streptophyta; Magnoliopsida; Rosales; Rosaceae
Product: protein argonaute 4A-like
Exons: 6
Coding region: 329-652 (107 amino acids)
Biological process (GO): regulatory ncRNA-mediated post-transcriptional gene silencing
Cellular component (GO): cytoplasm
Molecular function (GO): nucleic acid binding
Source: RefSeq, a predicted model, not a curated record